Molecule: messenger RNA, 816 nt
Organism: Leptosia nina
Lineage: Eukaryota; Metazoa; Arthropoda; Insecta; Lepidoptera; Pieridae
Source: the annotation of a GenBank genome assembly
AUGAGUAGUAACAGACAAUCGCGUUUGCGAAAUAUACUUCAAGAACUGAGUUUAGAGGAAGAUAAUGACAAUAAUGAAGAACGAAUGCAGAAAACUAAAUCGGCAGUCGAGGAGGUCAAAGUCAUGCUCGCCCAGGGCGGAGUAGAGGAACGCGUUCGCCAUCCAGGUGAAAGCUUCUUGGAUUCCCGGGUGCUUAGAAGUGCGAGCGAUUUGGCUGUUGCUAGCUCCCAAGCUGUUAGUGGUAUAGAGAACAAAUAUGACAAACACGAGCUGGCCCAGCAUAUUCGACAAAACCCAAACUUCUGGAUCUUCCCCUUUCCGCGCGAGGUUCCAAUCGUGACGUCACUGCAUGGUACCUUCACCCCAACACCCCCAGAGCAGAGGCCCCGUGCCCGAAGAACGCGUACUGAGAGGCAACAGGCUUCAAACGUGGUCAAAGCCCCUGAGAAUGUUGAUAUGUUAGAGAAAACAGAUGAAGCUUCAGAGAUGGUCAGUCGAGUACAUCGUUUUAUUGUUAAGGCUUGUCGCAGUGGACCACAGAGCUACUAUCAUUUGGUCCUAGAUCCCACAAGCUUUAGUCGAACCAUCGAGAAUAUAUACUAUCUGUCGUUUCUAGUGAGGGACGGACUUAUAUCUGUGUACGAGAAUGAGGAGUGUGGUCUUCCCUUCGUUCAGCCCGUAUCUGCGCAGGCGCAACAGAACUCUUCAGGCGCUAGCAAGAACCAGUUCAUCAUUUCAAUGAACAUGAAACAGUGGAGGGAACUUACGAACGCUUUUGGAAUAACACGAACAAUGAUGGCGAUAGACCGCAUGUGA